AUGGAGGAACCUUUGCCGAGCUCCUUCACCGGCUCUCGGUCCGGCUGGAGCCCAGUUCCGCUCUCCUCUGCCCCGCAGCUCCCUGUCCCCUGUCCCCCGCCCCCCAUGGACACCCGGGAGCAGGACGGGGCCCAGGCACCGCCGGAGGGAUGCCCAACAGCCGAGUGGACGGUGUCGGAGGUGGGCGCCUGGCUGGCGGCGCGGAGCGGGGCCGGGGAGCUGGCGGAGCUGGCACACCAACACGCCAUCUCGGGCCGCGUCCUGCUGCGGCUGACGGAGGGGACCCUGCGGCGCAUGGGGGUGUCCCCGCGGAGCCGGCGCCGGGAGCUGCUGCGGGAGCUGCUGCGGCUGCGGCUGCGGCAGGAGCUCCAGGAGCUGCUGAGCAUCGUUGGGGAGUGAAGGCGAUGUCCCUGCGGAUGUCCCGCAGACGCAGAGCUGACACCACCGGAGGACAAAGCAGCAGCUGGAACUGAGCACCCGAGGCAGGAGCGGUGCUGGAGGGACCCCCAGGUCACUGUGUGCCCCC
Chroicocephalus ridibundus (black-headed gull) is the source of this 526-nucleotide messenger RNA. Its product is annotated as protein aveugle-like. Bases 1 to 399 code for a protein of 132 amino acids. The record is from RefSeq and is a predicted model, not a curated record. Gene Ontology annotation, biological process: cell surface receptor protein tyrosine kinase signaling pathway. Gene Ontology annotation, cellular component: cytoplasmic side of plasma membrane. NCBI's taxonomy places the organism in Eukaryota, Metazoa, Chordata, Aves, Charadriiformes, Laridae. The transcript has 4 exons. Gene Ontology annotation, molecular function: protein binding.